Messenger RNA from Petromyzon marinus (sea lamprey), 7158 nucleotides. It is a transcript of the gene KNL1, whose product is annotated as kinetochore scaffold 1. The record is from RefSeq and is a predicted model, not a curated record. NCBI's taxonomy places the organism in Eukaryota, Metazoa, Chordata, Hyperoartia, Petromyzontiformes, Petromyzontidae. Gene Ontology annotation, biological process: attachment of spindle microtubules to kinetochore; cell division; protein localization to kinetochore. Gene Ontology annotation, cellular component: nucleus.
GGGGAUUCGGUAGGGGUCCUGUGAGGGGACUCGGCGGGUUCGGUAAAGCAGCGGAGAUGUUUGACGACGACGAGAGCGAGAACAGCGCGCAAGCCUCGCAGGCGAACCACAGGAAGAGGCUUUCUUCGAUCCUGAAAGUCCCGGAGAAACCGGUUUUGGAAGAGCGAGAUGACAAUAAAAUGCAGGCAGACACGGUGGUGCGCAGGAAGUCUCUGAAGCUUUCGCGGAGGGUCAGCUUCGCCACAACAGACCACGUGAAAGAAUUCAACACAGAGACGACCUUUCUCGGCGUCAGCGUUGAUGGUGAACCUCCAGGGAAGGUCGAAGCUGGUCUCUGUGAGGACGCAAGCCUUCCUGUGGGGCAGAAGAUAGCAGGAUUGGACACUCUGCUGCACGGGCCCAUCCAGAACCCAGCCCAACUCACCGAGGAUGGAGAGGAUCUUCUGAUUAUUCCGGCAGCAGCAAAGGCCCCAGCUGGGGCAGCCAAGUUUGAAAAGAUCGACUUCAAAGAAACGCUGAAGAGGCUCAACAGGGGCAAGCCGGAGCCUGGCGGACAGCGCUUCUUCUCGGAUCCGUUCUGCGUGGGCGACGGGCUGGCUGACGUCGGGCCGAGCACUGUCGUCCCGGCGAACCGACCGGCGCUGCUGAAGCCAAUGCAGGGCGACGUCCCCGCUUUCCCCGCAAGGGUCCCCCACCCCAUGCUCGAUCGCACUGCCAUCUUCGAGGACGACGUGAUGGACAAGAAGGUCGGCGCCACCGCCCUCGUUGAGGGCGACUUUGUUGAGCCCUUGCGCAAUAAACGCAUGGCGGUCGAGUCGCAGACACGGCGCGACGACCCCUACUGCCCGCCCUCUGUGCCCUUCCUGGCGCCGGCGAAUGGGGAAAGGGGGGGAGAAGCAGAAGAGGAGAUGGAGAUGACUCGCAGUCACACGGUCGUGAUCCGGACGCAGGAGGUAGAGACGCAGCGUGGUGGGGUGAGGGCUUCCGUGCCGUAUGGGCAUAAAUCUACAUACGUUCCCAAAGCGGUGGACUUGACCGGGAGUCGCACGCCGUUUGGGCUCAGGGAAGCCGAGCACGCGACCCUGCGAAGGUCAGCGCCGAGAGAAGAGCAGCCGCCGCGUCACGAUGUCACGAUCGGGUUUGAAGGCAACGAGGUUGACAUGGAGAUGACCAAAAGUCACACCGUAGUGAUUCGUAGCGACCCAACAAGAUCUCUCAGGGAGAAUUUCGAUGAGGCUGAAAUGGAGAUGACAAGAAGCCACACAGCGCUGAUCCGUAACGACCCAACAAGAUCUCUCGGAGAGAAAUAUGAAGAAGCUGACAUGGAGAUGACAAGAAGCCACACUGCUGUAAUUCGUAAUGAGGUGAUGGUGUCCCACAAAUCAAAUUCUGACGAGGCCGAUAUGGAGAUGACAAGAAGCCACACAGCGGUGAUCUGUAAUGACCUGACAAGAUCUCUCCGGGAGAAGUACGAAGAAGCUGACAUGGAGAUGACAAGAAGCCACACAGCGGUGAUCUGUAACGACCCGACAAGAUCUCUCGGAGAGAAAUACGGAGAAGCUGACAUGGAGAUGACAAGAAGCCACACAGCAGUGAUCCGUAACGACCUGACAAGAUCUCUCGGAGAGAAAUACGGAGAAGCUGACAUGGAGAUGACAAGAAGCCACACCGCUGUAAUUCGUAACGAGCCAACAAGAUCUCUCGGAGAGAAAUACGGAGAAGCUGACAUGGAGAUGACAAGAAGCCACACCGCGGUGAUCCAUAACGACCUGACAAGAUCUCUCGGAGAGAAAUACGAAGAAGCUGACAUGGAGAUGACAAGAAGCCACACCGCGGUGAUCCAUAACGACCUGACAAGAUCUCUCGGAGAGAAAUACGAAGAAGCUGACAUGGAGAUGACAAGAAGCCACACAGCAGUGAUCCGUAACGACCCUACAAGAUCUCUCCGGGAGAAAUACGAAGAAGCUGACAUGGAGAUGACAAGAAGCCACACAGCGGUGAUCUGUAACGAGACAACAAGAUCUCUCAGAGAGAAGUACGGAGAAGCUGACAUGGAGAUGACAAGAAGCCACACAGCGGUGAUCUGUAACGACCUGACAAGAUCUCUCCGGGAGAAGUACGAAGAAGCUGACAUGGAGAUGACAAGAAGCCACACAGCGGUGAUCUGUAACGAGACAACAAGAUCUCUCAGAGAGAAGUACGGAGAAGCUGACAUGGAGAUGACAAGAAGCCACACAGCGGUGAUCUGUAACGAGACAACAAGAUCUCUCAGAGAGAAGUACGGAGAAGCUGACAUGGAGAUGACAAGAAGCCACACAGCGGUGAUCCAUAACGAGCCAACAAGAUCUCUCGGAGAGAAAUACGAAGAAGCUGACAUGGAGAUGACAAGAAGCCACACAGCAGUGAUCCGUAACGACCUGACAAGAUCUCUCGGAGAGAAAUACGGAGAAGCUGACAUGGAGAUGACAAGAAGCCACACCGCAAUGAUCCGUAACGAGCCAACAAGAUCUCUCGGAGAGAAAUACGGAGAAGCUGACAUGGAGAUGACAAGAAGCCACACCGCGGUAAUUCGUAACGAUGUAACUAAUAGACCUCUCGCAGAAAAUUACAAUGCUGCCACACAGGAGCUGCGAGCUCGACCAUCCAGCGUUGCGCCGCGUGGAAACAGAACCGUAAUAUUUCACGACGAGGACAAGGUGGAGGUCGCAAGGUGUCAAACAGUGGCGAUCACGGGAGAGGGGCUGCGGGGUGUGGCGACUGACGAACCGUCAAGAGCUUCGACCACCAAGAAGUCCGGUGGGGCCAAGAGCGAUGUCGUGGUGCCGAGGAGCGGCAGCAGCAGCAGCAGCAGCAGCGCGAUCAUCGAAUGCGAGACGACACAACUGCACGGCAACCCGCAGCCGGCUCGAGUAGAACCUAAGCAUGUGAGCGCCGGAGACCGGCGAGCUUCGUCACCGGAGGAGGUUGAAAUCCCGCCUCAUGGAAGUGGUGCAGCCGCAGCUGAUGGUGACCGUGGUGUGCAUGAGGGCAGCACACGGUCCGAUCGCCCUAUUGUGAUGGAACAACCGGUGGCGACCGCAGAGUUUGGUGGGCAGGCCGGGGCAGGGAGAGACAGUGGAGAGGCCGGAGGGGAUGGGCAUCAGCAGGCAAGGGCGGACGGCGGGGGACGCACUACGGCGGCCGACACCAAGCCGAUCGUCCGGGCCGCCGCGGCGAACAACAUGACGAUUCCGCGGCUCGGCACGGUCGCGCGAGACGCCGAGUCGACGGAGCUGGGGGAGCUGCCGGCGAGGGCGCAGCCGAAAGCCACCGAGGAGGUGAGCUCACUCGGCAAGUCUGGCCAUUUGGGCGCAGAAGAAAACAAAGUAAAGUUGGCUGGUGCAGGCGUAUUUGAAAGCAGAACGGACAAGGUUCCAAAGGAACUGCUGGGUUCGCCAGUAAAGGAGCCGGUGGCAUUAUUGGUGGAGCCAAAUGGCGCUCGUCUGGAGAUAAAACGCGAUGCCGCCGUGACGGAGGUGGCGGUGGCGGCAAGACCAACGGACAAGCCCACGACUUUCCUGCUGAGAAAGCAACUGGACAAGAGGCUGUCGCUGCAGCGCAAGCAGCCGGGUGCGGGCGAGCACGGUACCCACCGGCGCGCCACCAUGCUGCUGCCGUUUGCCUCCGCCGACGGGGACACGCGGCCCCACACGGACAUCCUGCUUGGCCGGCGCUACUCGUCCGCCAUGGCGCUGACGCCCGAGUGCACGCGCGCCGUGCGACGCCGGCUGUCGAUGCUGCAAGCGGCGCGGGCGAGGGGGGCAGGCGGCGGCGACGAUGACGACGCCACGGCGUGCAGCAGGAGGCUAACCACUUCGGACCGGCUCGGCCAGCUGAUGCCGCUGCUUACCAAGCAGGUCCAGCUCGCAGACCUGGAGAUGGAGAUGGCGCUGCAGGGUGGGCACCUGUGUGAGGAGGCGCUAAAGGUGGUGUCCGAGAUAGAGAAGACCGGAUCCCAGCAGGCAGUCACCAACGGUGAUUUCCACACCUCGUACAAUAUGCAAGACGAGACUAUGCCGGCUGUUGGGCAGCAGGAGCUGUGGACGGGGCAGCUGGAGGAACACACGGAAGGUGGGGGUACGGCGCGCCAAACGGCGGCGCAGGGGAAGCGCGCCACGGAGGAACACAGCGGCGGCGGCAAGCGGCGGCGCAGCGACAGGGACGUGGAAAAACUCGCCUGCACGGACGAGCCCGAGGAGAAGGAGCAGGAGGGGCCGACGAUCCUCCCGGCACCCCAGCUGUCCUUCUCUGCCGAACACGGUGUACUCCAGGCCUCGCCGAGUGGAGGCAACUCGAGGAUCGUCACUGAUGGGUUCAUGCCAGCCAUUGCCCAGGCCUGCCACAACAUCAGCCUCACCUCAAGCCACGAGGGCUGGGUGGAUGGCAACGUCACCAUCCGGGCCUUCAUGAAGAUCAUGCUGCUAGAAGCCACCGUGGCCCUAUCGAGACAUAGCGAGAUCAUGGUCAUGCCCCAGGAGGAGGAGGAGCGAGGGCAGCGGCUGCGCAGGAUGGUGCGGGAGAGGCAUGUGGUCAUCCCCAAGAUGAGAGCCAAAGAAGAGCAACUUGGACGGCUCCAGGAGCAGACGGCACAGCUCACCGGCGAGGGUGGAGAUCGGUUGCUGAAGUCGCUGGACCCGCAGCUCUGCAGGAGGAUGAUGAGUUGCAAGCAGACGGAGCACGACGAGUUCCUGACGGAGCUCCGGGCCGAGAGGGACUGCCUGCGGGAGGAGGCGAAGCACGUGUACGCGCGCGCCAGCAUGGAGCAACUGACGGAGCUGCUCGCACAAAUGCAGGGCCAUCUAGAGGUUCUGGAGAAUCGAGUGCAGCAGACCAAGAAGACCCUGGAGGACAUCAACUUCUACAUGGCGCAAAUGGACGACGAGUCCGUGAACGACAAGGAUCGCGUAGCCGAGCCAGUGCCGAGCCGCGCCCUGCUGCUCGACAAGAAGAACGAACUGACGGAGCUGGCAAAUGAGAAAAAGGAAGUGAAAAGGCUGCAGCGGGAGCGCCGCAAGGAGCUGAAUCUGGUAGCCAAGACGCUGCGCAAGCAGCAACAGCAGCUUCUCGUCCCCGUCCACAGCGUCUCCGAGUACCACAGGCUGACGGGGUGGGAGCUGCAGUGGUGGCAGGAGAACGAGGCCGUGUUCCUCUUCCUGCACGGAUCGCUGGAGGCGAAAGUCAAGUUCGGCAAGCGAAUCGACGGCCUCACGUUCGCCGGGCAGCCCGUGCGAGAGAUCUCCGACAUCCAUCUCACGUGGCAGCUCGACGAUUCCCCGUUCCCCGAGGCUACCAGCCUCCUCCAGCGCCUGCUGUUGGCGGGACUCGGCAACCAUCGCACGUGGGCAGCGCAGCACCGCAGCAGCCUGCACCUCCCGAAGAUGCUGCACGAGCUGACGCUGGUGGCGGAGCGAGCGCGGGGACUCAACGAGGACGUGGCCUUCCUGCUGGGGGGCACGGGGCUGCGCUACGACCUCGUGCGCGCGUCUGUCGACGGGCUCAGGCUCGGCUGCGUCUUCUCCAGCCUGUCGGCCUUCUGCAAGUUCCGUGUCGACUUUGAGCUGCAGCCCGGCUACCCCUUCACGCCGCUGCAGUUUGAAGUGCGGCCCCUCAUCGGCAAGCCCAGCGUGGAGCAGCAGGUGAGCCACGCGGUGAGGGCCGUGCCGAUGGGGUGGCACUACCUGACCCGCGUCGUCCACAACAUUCACGCGUCCGUGCUGGCCGGCGGCGGCAAAUCCGGAGGGGCGCCCAGCGACUAAAGGGAGCAGCAGCAGUAGCAGCAGCGGCAGAGCCGGCGAACGGCACCGACGGUCCUGUGGGUGACGGCUGCCACGGCCGCGCCCGCCGCGACGGCACGGGCGCAACUGUGGCUGUGCCACGCGGAGCCGCUGGUGCUGAAUCAUGGAACCUGGCCAGCACAGUGGCCGGCGCUCCCCGCAUCGUCCUCCGGUCGAGGUGUUUGUGAGCGCUCCUCGCUUGCCGGCGUUUAAAUGUCGCCACCGUGCGUCGUGCCGGCAGCAGUGAUUGAGUGUUACAUUCAUAUUUACGUAGCUUUUUAUACACUGGUCUUGAAAUGUUCUUUUGACUGAACCUCAAUGCUUGGGCGGCGGUAGUUUGUGUUAGCCUCGGAGUUUGGUGCUACCCAAGAUGGGAACGUUUUAUUUCGGCCGAUUUUUUUACUUGGCCAACUAAAUAUGAGAACGUUAAGAACGGUGGUAACGCUUCGAGACCCUCUGGGAAGCCCUCGUGGCUACCAAGAGGAGGAUCCUGCUUUGGGAUGUUUGUUCCACCCCUGUUGAUAAAUGUUAUGAGGUGAGCAGCAAACGAACCCUACUGGCUGCUCUGCCACUUCUCAGUCACGUGCCUUGGUGAAUUUAGGAGUUUCCCACGCACGUUUAACGAAUUGCUCAAUUGGAAUUACUUGUAGGUCCGAAUGAUGACCUUGUUUUACUCUGUGCAGCUAAAGUUACUCGGGCUGGCGCCAAGACAGGCAGACAGACAAAUUCUGUUUAUUUAGUCUGGCCACAUCAAGACAUUGGUAGCUCUUAACGCUUUCUCUACCCUGGGUGCUACCAACAAUGGGAGUCUCUGCUCUGGUUUAAUGCACUGCUGUCGAGUGCAUAAAUGCAGCCUACACGGAAUGCACCAGGGGUGACUUAAACCCCCCAGCCAAUAGUGCAAAGCUACACAACCCAACCUGGUGGGUGAAUGAGUGGGAAGGGUGAAUUAGUUAUUGCAUGGGUGAAUGGUUUGUUGGGUGAGUGAAUGAGUGGGUAGGUGAGCUAAUGAGUGUGGGUGGUGUGUAUGGGUGAGCACGUCACAAAGUGGGUAGGUGAGUUAGUGAGUGACAAGCGGAGAAGUGGCUUGUAACUGGAGUCUGACAGGCGACAGAUACUCCAGAACUGCAGGCGCGCAGCCGGUAAAACUUUGCCGUCUUAAAGGUGUUUAGAAAUUAAACUUUGGAUUCAGAUCGGGUGUAAAUACACUUCACCGGGCCUCUCACUUCUGAACUUAUUGUUUUCUCGCUUGAAUUCGUUUCUACUACUUGUGCCAUUUUUUCUCCUUUGUGCUUAAACAUUUGCUUGUUUAGUCUCUGAAGAGUGGUGAAUAAAAACCGAAUAC